Messenger RNA from Magallana angulata, 4261 nucleotides. RefSeq lists its product as uncharacterized. The record is from RefSeq and is a predicted model, not a curated record. The coding region runs from base 130 to 3831 and encodes 1233 amino acids. Lineage: Eukaryota; Metazoa; Mollusca; Bivalvia; Ostreida; Ostreidae. The transcript is spliced from 2 exons. Gene Ontology annotation, biological process: G protein-coupled receptor signaling pathway; cell surface receptor signaling pathway. Gene Ontology annotation, cellular component: membrane. Gene Ontology annotation, molecular function: G protein-coupled receptor activity.
UGUACAUUGUUUUAGUGCUCACGGGAUAACUUAAAUAAUUACCCCCACAUUUGCUUAGUGCUUUAUAAAAUGCCUAGACUUUUUUUUUUUUAAAAUAGCUGUCUGUGAUUUUUUUGGCUAUCGAACAUAAUGGAUAAAUGGACAGUUUUGUUUUUCCUUUGGUUUUCAGGCACAGCUGUUUGUUGGACUAAAGACUUUCAGUUACAAAACAUGUCGAAACUUUUCACAAAAUAUUCAGAGUAUUGUGGCAGCGAUUCCCUUUGUUCUGCAACCGAUAAAAGACGUCAUUCAAUAAAAACCGAACGUCACAAGUGUCCUUCGUGUUCCUGUUCAGAAGAGUGUGACUAUCUUCGGAAUUGUUGUCUAGACGAAUCUUACACUUCCUGUGUUCCGACCACAGUUUCUGUCAACCAUUUUGUGGAUAAAAAUGGCGUUCAGAUGGUUUCAUUUUGUCCAGGGACGCAUGAUAUAGAAUACGAAAGUUGUCUUCAACUGUUUACAGAAUAUAACUUCUUGACAAACAUACCAGUGUACUCUCUACAUACGAAUAAGACCUAUGUAAAUGCUAAGUGUUCAAAGUGUCACGGAGAUAAUGAUAUUACACCAUGGAGAUACUAUAUCUCGUGCCCAGGUAUAAACAUUGAUAUAGAUGACUAUACAGAUGGAUCAAGUUUAUGGUAUAAUGGGAUGGAAAAUGGUUGCACAUUAACAUUGACACCACCUGUAAAUACUUUUCAGCGGCACUGUGAAGUAAACGUCCUUAUCAGGACAUGUAACAUUACCGGGAACUGGGACGUAUACGAUAAAGAAAUAGAAGACGCGUGUGCAUAUUACCGGAAACCAUAUGAACUUUACGAAAAUAUAUUCUGCUUUCUUUGCAACACAGGAAAGAAUCAAAGAAACGGUCUCUUGUUAAAGAAAUCCGGUUCAAAAGAAAAAUAUAUGUUAUAUGAAAGUGUUUACAAUUCAACAAACGACUUUAUUGCAAGAAAUGGGAAGAGAAAGAACAGUUAUGCUAAGUCUACUACUCAUUACCAACAAGUAUUGCAUUAUGAUGAUGCUUUAGUUACAUUUUUAGAAGAAUACAAUACAAUAACGGGAGAAUAUGUCGCAAAUAUAACAUUUCUAGCAGCAAAUCUAACUGAAAGCUUUAACAACAUCCUUUUCUAUAAUGAUUCUUUAAAUGAAUCAGUAGAUUUUGAGGCUGCUGUGAAUCUGACCGCCCUAUAUGAGGAGUACGUCAGGUCAGGUGGCUAUCGUAACUGGUGCUCAGAGGAACACAGAGUUGACAAAAUAUUCCCCGGCUUCAAAGCAAGGAGGGAUUGUAGUUGUGAUGACAACUGUUAUAUAUCUGCUUCAUGUUGCCCCGAUGCAGCAUACUUUCAACGCAGUACAUGCUCCGCAGCAUACAUCAAAUUUCCAUAUGCCUUUGGCGAGAUAAUUAAUGCAUCAUAUUAUUUUAUGAUUAGGAAAUGUCCAUUAAAUUACAAAUAUCGUUUAAUAAAACUCAAAUGUGAAAGUUAUUACGACUAUUACGACUAUGACUUACGGAAUAUUCCCAUACUGAAUAUUGAAUCGAACAAUACGUAUUUUAAUAUUUAUUGUUAUUUGUGUAAUACUCAACAGGAACUGGCCUUUCCAAAUCUAACGAAUAUAAAAUUAUGGAAUGUGAGUCUUGCUUGCUCAACUUUGAUGUUUCCUACUCUUAAGUCGUCUAUUGCAGCCGUUCUGCAAACAGCAAGUUACAGCGGUUGCACAGUUCAGUAUUCAACUACAUUAAUUGAUAAAGUGGAAACCUGUAAACCUGACUUUUCUGAAUCUAUUGGAAAAUGCAAUACAACAGGUGUUGUGAAAUCAGUGAGUGACAGUGCUCGUUAUAUGUGCGAAAAUAUAGACAGAAAUAUAAUGGCGAAGUCUCGAAAUUCAAAGUAUAAAAAUCAGAUCUGCGAUUUGUGUAACAGCAAGGUUUUCGAAGAACCCAUCUCUAAUUGUUACGUUUGUACAUCAUCUAAAACGAGCGAAUAUAUAUAUAAAUGUGAAAAUGGUACAUUAGAUAACCAGUUUUAUCCAUAUAAGAAUGAAUACUGUAAAAUGUGCAAUCACUUUAGUUGUGAGUCGGACAUGCCCGAACAAUCUUUAAGGGAUUUGUUUUCUCCAUGGCCAAAAGGUUUUAGUUUUGAUUAUGAUGAAGAAAUCACCAAAUCACUAGGACAUGGAUGCAGUGUAUCAGAGUUAAAGGAUACUUACACGAACAAAUGCAGAAAACUUUAUUGUUCUCGAGGAAAAUUGCUCAUGGGUGACACAUGUAUGUAUUUUAUUCCAUAUGCAAGGAAAGUAUACUACAAUAUGGCGCUGAGAAUUCUCAUAUCAUCCAACUCCUCAGACAUCAUUUUCUCAAGUUCAGUUAUAGACAAUCUCCAAGAAAUUCUUCAGCGAGUAAUAAACGAAGGGCAUAUUUACAUUGAAGACAAAUAUAUUUAUUCAAAUGUAUCUUGCACUUAUCAGCCUUUGGAACAAUCAUCUAUUUUUUAUUUACUCUAUAUCCGAUUUAGAAUAGAAAAUAACCAGUUUCCAAUUGACAGAAACCGUUUGGAGAUGCAUUUGUUAGGUUUAACAGGUGUGACUAUAAAAUUUAAGGGCGUCUUCAUAAAAUUCCAACAAAGUCUCGAAGCAUGGUUUCUUCCUAUUUUUAACCAACAGAAAAACUCCUCCAAUGGCUGCUUCAUGAAGAAAACUUCUGCUUCGUCAACACAUACGUACAACAUCAACAAUUUACUGGUUUGUCCACAGAUUGAACUAACAUUCCAUGAGUACGUCUUUUCUAAAGAUUAUAAUGGCUUAUAUGUGAAGUCGGUUGAUCGCGAAUACAAUAUAAAUGAGUUUGUGAUAGGAAGCAGAAGUAACAUCAAGAUUUGUGCAAAUUCAUACAAAAAACCACGUGAGGUUUUAGCUCAAUAUGAACAAAAAACUGUCGUUGAAAUUGGAUUGACUGUAGUUACGUUCAUCUGUACUAUUCUUUCUCUUCUUUGUUUGCUGGCAACUUUUUUAAUCUAUUGUAUGUUUUCAGUUUUAAGAACACUGCCGGGCAAAAAUAUUAUGUGUUAUAUUUUUUCGCUGUUUUUAGCACAACUGUUUUUCAUUAUAAGGUCUCAUAUAACAGACGAUAUAGCCUGUGCAUGGAUUGGAGGAUUCACUCAUUACUUUUGGAUUUCUCUAUUUACUUGUACCAAUGUCUGUUGUUUUCACAUGUUUAGAUUGUUUGUGAGGAAUGCUUUGACACACGGCGAUGUAUUUGAAGAUAGAUAUCUUUUCAUAAAGUUCUGUUUGGUAUCAUAUCUCUUACCUUUACUUCCUGUGGCCUUGAACUUAUUACUGGCAAAAGCAGAGAUUGAGUCCAUAAAGUUUGGAUAUGGAGGAAGUAAAUGUUUCCUCCUCGGCCAUAAAGCUUUGAUUCUAAUGUUUAUUCUUCCAAUAUUCCUACAGAUUACUUUCAACAUUAUUAUGUUUUCCAUCACUUUUCAUUACAUACGAAAUACGCCAAAGAUCCAGAGUACACAAAGCAGACAUGAUUUUUCUAUUUUCCUAAAAUUGUUUUUAUUGACUGGUGUGUCAUGGCUCCUUUUGAUUGUGGACGGAUUUUUUAAUGUAUCUCCUUUUACAUUUUUGGCUACAAUUGUUAAUGGUGCCCAAGGAAUUUUUUUAUUUAUUUCAUAUGCUUGUCAGAAAAGAGUUUUAAAAUUGUUGAAGGAAAUGCGCGCCCCACUGUACAGCGCUCGUUCUUAUAACUUUAAUUCAUCGGGCGCAAAAUACACAGUAAAAUCUCAAAGUUAAACUUAAAUAGAGCAUAUUUUAAAAUUAUUUAGUCUGUAUUUAAACUUAGAUGUACACUUUAUCAAAACAUUAUUGUUUCCUUUCAAAAAACAUUUAUAUUGUAAAAAAAAACGUGUAUCAAUAUAAUUUGUGUUUCAUUAUUUUUAUGUCUGUGUAAGUAAUAUGUAUUAUGUAACAUAUAUUUCUCAUUAAAUGGAAUAAAGUGUUGCAUUAAUUUCAUCUUUUACCGAAGAUAUAAAUGGCCAUAACACAAAAGUAAAUAUGUCUCGAUAUACAAUGGAUUUUGCUGUAUUUUUAAGGGCUAACUUUUUGUGAGUUGCCAAUUUCUCAAAGAUUUAUGAUGACGGAAUUCUGAUGAUUUGUACUUAUGUUUUGCAUUCUUUUCAUGUUACAGUUAUAUUUGUUUUGUAUCGUUUAUUAAUAGCUAAAU